Messenger RNA from Poeciliopsis prolifica (blackstripe livebearer), 2073 nucleotides. RefSeq lists its product as uncharacterized. The record is from RefSeq and is a predicted model, not a curated record. Lineage: Eukaryota; Metazoa; Chordata; Actinopteri; Cyprinodontiformes; Poeciliidae. The coding region runs from base 114 to 1988 and encodes 624 amino acids. The transcript has 2 exons.
CCAGAAAACUUCAGCAACAAUCUGCUGUUUUUAGACAAAAACAACCCUAAAAAAUUGUUGAAAACAGCAAAGUUGGACAUAAGAUAGCUACGAUAGAGAACUAAGGAAAGAAAAUGAAGCGGAUAAAUCAACAGUGUUCUGAGGAUCAGCUUAACACUUUUGAAAACCAACAGGUGCACGCUGCUUUCCAAGAAUUACAAAAUGAGAUUUCACAAAUUGCCAUCUCUCCAGAGACCCGAAGCUUAGGAUCAACUGAUACACAGGAAAGCCAGGCAAAAUCAUUUCCUCUGAAAGGGACGAAGUCGUCAAUGGGACAUUCAGCAGGACAACAUCCCAAUCCAGUAACUUGUAAUGUGGCAGACACUUAUGAAAACCAAGAUGUUCUCACUGUCCUCAAAAAAUUACAAAGUGAGGUUUCGGAUACUUCCAACUCUCCGGAGACCCAAAGCUUACAAUCGGCUGUCAGUGACAAUGGCGGGUUAAAAUCCUUUCCUCAAAAAACGAUUAAAUCCUUCACUGAAAAUGUAACAGGACAACGACCCAAUCCAGUAACUUGUAGUGUGCCAGGGACUUUUGAAAACCAAGCGAUACGCACUGCCUUCAAAGAAUUACAAAACCAGGCUCCAACUAUUUCCAUCGAUCCACAGACCCAAAACAUAGAAUCAGCUUUUAUUGAUGAUGGCCAGUUAAUCUCAUGUCCAAAUGAAGUGAUUAAGACCUUGGCCGAAAAUGUGGCAGGACAACGUCCUAAUCCAGUUCCUUAUAGUGAGCCCGGCACUUUUGAAAACCAAGAGGUACGCGCGACCUUCAAAGAAUUACAAAAACAUGUUUCAGGAAUUUCCAUCUCUCCACAUACCCAAAACUUAGAAUCAGCUGACUUUGAAAAAGGCCAUUUUAAAUCAUUUCCUGGAAAUGCGAUUAAGUCUUUUAUUAAAAAUGUAGCAGGACAACAUUUUACUCCAGGACCUUGUACUGCCUCUGUGCAAGUUCCUUCUCCAGAAAGUUAUACGGCCUCUGUACAAGUUCCUUCUCCAGAAACUGGACCUUUUGUACAAUUUCCUUCUCCAGAACCUUGUACUGCCUUUGAACACGUUCCUUAUGCAGAGAAGUCUACUCCUUUUAAUUUCUUCAAGAGGCCUGCUACUGGAACCAUUCCUUCAAAGCUCAGAGGCAUUGGCAGAAAACAUGAUCCCCAUGUUCCCAACAUUGGGGAGCAGGGAACCAGCAAAUCGGAAGUAGCUGCUCUACCAUCUGUUACCAAGAGGGACCUUGAUAGCGUGGAGGCUGGGCUACCAGGAGACACUAUAGCACGAAUUAGACACAGGGCAGGUCAAGACAAUCAAGAGAAAGGAAUACAAUGUUUUGAGCACGGCAUUGCUCAGGGAGAAGAUGAUUUGACUGACUGCGAGUUCCACUGCAAAACUUGCAAAUCCAAUGUUAAACCCUCUGUGCUUAAGGAGUUUAUCUCUGAGGUGUCAGACUUACUUCAAUGCCAAACAUGUAAACAUGAAGUUUACAUUAUUUCUGCUGUCAUCAAUAGGCUUUUGGAAAAAUACCCCCGUGAUUCUAAACGACUGCUGCUGUGGGAACAGUCUGGUGUUCUAAAAAGGCGCCUCUCCAUUUACCUGUCAGCUCACUUAGGCAUUCAAAAAUGUAAUGAAGUUGAUCGGAAACUAAACUCGGAUUACUAUGCCAAGGUCAUCGUUAACAACCUUCUAGGAAUUUAUGGUUCACCAAGAAAGCUGAUCACAGCAGCAGUUCUUCCAGACAGCAACUUUUGCGAUGACUUUGUAGCGUUUGUUGGAUGUGAACUCGUAAAGACGAGAGCAUACAAGAAAUAUGACACAGAUAUGUCAGCGUGGACGGGGCUUCUGUCAGAGUCGUUGUGUUUAACCAGACUGAAGAUUCACUUCUGUCAUUCGACAGCAGUUAGAACGCAUCUCCACGCCACUGAAAAUGCACUUGGAGGGAUGAUGAAUUCUUCUUGACGGCUUCAAGACGAAUCCAGAAGAGUCCAAGUUCAAACAGACACACGACAAAAACCCAAACAGAAGGACACAAAGCCAGAGGAAG